Messenger RNA from Lactuca saligna, 1047 nucleotides. Lineage: Eukaryota; Viridiplantae; Streptophyta; Magnoliopsida; Asterales; Asteraceae. The record is from the annotation of a GenBank genome assembly.
AUGAAGCCAGUUUGGUCUUACCUGAAGCAAAGCCGUUUGGGUAUCUUUUGGUUCUUUUAUGCAAAAGUGGUGCAAAUGAAGAGAGAUGGUGGAGAUGGCUAUCCAAUGCGUUUCUCCUGGAGGAAUGAUGAUGCUGAAGGUGGUAGUGCGUUUUUGGCUCCUAAUUUGGGGCUUAUUUCUAUUGCAUGAAAACGAACGCAGAUAUUUAGCUCUUCAUCACAGGGUUUAACUAGGGUUCUUCCAAAAUCCCAAUCCCCACGUCCAAACAUGACGGUUGCUCAAUUAAUUCUACGAUCUCUUCGCCGUCCCACAUCUCUCCGAAUCACCACCACCGCCGCCGCCUUCAACCUCCAGUCCCUAUCUCUCCAGUCUCCAACAACAAACCCUAACUUCCUAAUCCCUGUUAGAACCUUUGCCUUUACUUCAGCAGAGGAAGCCGCCGCCGAACGCCGUCGUCGCAAACGUCGCCUCCGUAUUGAGCCCCCACUCCACGCCCUCCAACGCGAUCCAAAUGCCCCACGCCCUAGACGCGACCCUAACCAACCUGAUACUACAUCUGCCCUCGUUGGACCUCGACUCAGCCUCCACAACCGCGUCCAAUCGUUAAUCCGAGCCGGAGACCUCGAAAACGCCUCUGUUGUUGCUCGACAAUCGGUUUUCUCCAGCACACGUCCCACUGUUUUCACCUGCAACGCGAUCAUUGGCUCUAUGUAUCGCGCCAAGCGGUAUUUGGAUGCCAUAGCUCUUUUUGCCUAUUUUUUCAAGCAAUCUAACAUAGUUCCUAAUGUUGUUUCCUACAAUUUCUUGAUCGUCUCUCACUGUGAAAACGGAGAAGUUGAUAAAGCCCUGGAAGUCUACCAACACAUUAAGGACAAUGCUCCCUUUAGCCCAUCUGCAGUUACUUUUCGUCAUUUAACCAAGGGUUUAAUUGAUGCUGGGCGUAUUGAUGAAGCAGUGAACUUGCUAUGGAAAAUGGUGAACGAUGGCCACGGGGCUGACUCUAUUGUCUUCAAACAACAUCAUAUCUGGCUUUCUCAAUUUGGAUAA